This is a messenger RNA of Pomacea canaliculata, 1861 nucleotides long. RefSeq names its product acetylserotonin O-methyltransferase-like. NCBI's taxonomy places the organism in Eukaryota, Metazoa, Mollusca, Gastropoda, Architaenioglossa, Ampullariidae. The coding region runs from base 417 to 1643 and encodes 408 amino acids. Gene Ontology annotation, molecular function: O-methyltransferase activity. The transcript has 8 exons. The record is from RefSeq and is a predicted model, not a curated record.
AUUACAUAAGUUAACGACAGAACUGGGAAGUAUAAAGUUUAUAGAAAUAGCCUUAUUUUAUUUUUUGUAUCUUGUUUACUGAGUUUGUAGUUAAAAUUAAUCUCAAACGCUUUUAUAUGUGAUAAAAUAACAUAUUUUUAGGAGGCCUCUGACGCACGGUUUAUUCGAGGCAGCAAACAGUCGAUUUCAUCAUCACCUGACACUUCGUAGUGCGUGCUUAGAGUGACCCCAUGAACCCAAUGACGUCAGUAGAACUCACCUUUCUUUCCUAAAAAAGACUCUUUCAGAAAAAAUUAAAAAGUAUCCAGCGUUUAUAAAGCCUAAGACCGAGGACCUUUCAGCAUUGAGAAUAGUCUGUGAUAAUAUACACUUGUUUUGAUUGAAAAUUAUUGGGAGCUUUCUCAGAAGUCUCGAAAAUGGAAAAAGUGAUUCUUCGGUCUGAUCCAGAGUCGGACAUGGUCAUGGAGUUCAUCUACGGACAUCGAAAGUUUUUGGUGUUAUCAGCAGCUGUUCGCCUUGGAAUCUUUGACGAAAUCGACUCCCUUGGCCAAGGAAACUGGAUCAGUCUAAUGUCCCUGGUUGAGAAAUGUGGAUAUGACCAAGGUGUAGCUGAACGCUUUCUCAAUGUCCUUGCUGGGAUAACUCUGCUAGAGAGAAAGAAAGAUGAAGACGAGAAGAAAGACGCUGCCUACCUGUAUCGCAAUGCCCCGUACGUGUCGCGCUACCUGUUGAGGACAAAGCCAGCCUCUCUCAUACCUGUCGUCUUCUUCUCGGAAAUGACGCCAGCACUGUUCUUUAAUUUUCCCAACGUACUGAUGAACGGGCCUACCGACAAACUGAGUAUGAUGAUGGGCGGCAGGGCCGAAAAUGGUGGCCAUGAUGUGUCACCCAAGGAUGUCUUCACCAUGAUUCACCGCGGCCAUAAUUCCAGUGACUUAAUGAAAAAGCCCAUUGCCGGCACAGACACCGGAAAGACGAAACCGGCAGUGACCUCACUUGCACGUGGUGGUGUCACGGGACCAUUGCCAGAAAUGACGACACCAGGCCCAGCGACCUUCAUGAAAUUGAUGGACUGCACUGUUGACAGGUGCAUUCCUGCUCUGGUCACGGCCUUUGACCUGUCCACUCACAGGAAGGCUGUGGAUAUAGGCGGAGGAUCUGGCUGUCUUGCCCAUCACCUGGCAACGGUGUACCCGGAUGUUCACGUGACUGUCUUUGAUCUCCCCCAGGUGGUGGAAGUGUCUCUCCAACAGCAGCCAGAGGAGAUGAAAUCUCGUGUCAGCUUCAUCGGUGGAAACUUCUUCAAGGACGACUAUCCAAUGGCAGACCUGUUCAUCAUGGCGCGCGUUCUGCAUGACUGGGAUGAAGAAAGGGACGAUGUGCUGCUGACUAAAGUCUUCAACAGUCUAACGCCAGGUGGAGCUCUUUUGGUCCUGGAGAAGACAUUGCACGACGACAAAGGCGGUCCUUUACCUGCCCUGCUGGAGGACAUCGGCAUGGCGACCUUGUCGAUUGGACACGAGAGAUCAGGAAAAGAAUAUCGCAAGUUGCUCGCCAAACACGGAUUUGACCAAAUAGAGAUAAAAGAAAUACAAGGUUCCAACCAUUUUGACGCCAUUUAUGCGAUAAAGACCGAACAAUGAGUUUCUGGUAACAAAAAAUAAAGACAAUUUGAAAACUGAAGAAAAUGACGAUAAAGAGGAGAAGGAAAAGGGAAAGGAGGAGAAAAAGAAAAAGCUUUGUUAGGACAUAACAUGUCACGGAUUAAAGGGCAAUAAUAUAGCAGAAUUUAAAACAAUCCUUAAAGCCAAGAAGAUACCACAAAGGAAAAAAAUGAUAUUUAAAUCACCCCCCCCCCCCG